Molecule: messenger RNA, 2434 nt
Organism: Brachypodium distachyon (stiff brome)
Lineage: Eukaryota; Viridiplantae; Streptophyta; Magnoliopsida; Poales; Poaceae
Exons: 2
Coding region: 1024-1941 (305 amino acids)
Source: RefSeq, a predicted model, not a curated record
CGACUUGCAGACGCCGCCACCGCCCCUCCGAUCCUCAUGUACGUCUCAUCCCGUCUGAUCCCUCUCUGUGUCCCUUCUUCCUUUCUAAUUUCUAGCAAUUAAAGGUGUACGAUUAUGGGAUUGUGCUGGUAUAGAUUGUUGCAUUGUCACUGAAGUAAUGUUUGUCCCAAACUUUUUUAUUGAAGUAUGGGUGAGAAGGCAGUUUGGGAUGAGGCAAAUGUCAAACAUUUUGUUGAUAUUUGCAAGGAGGAGGUACUUGCUGGAAAUAGUCCUACUACCUAUUUGAACAACAAAGGUUGGAAGAAUCUUGAGGAUAAAUUUGCUGCAAAAACGGGAAAGAAACUAACCAAGACACAAUUUAAGAACAAAUGGGACAACAUGAAAGUGGCGCAUAUUAAAAUCUAUGCCAAGUUUCAAUCCUCGAGCACAAACGAGGAUCAUUCUAGCUUGCACUGCCUUGCACAAUUUCAUUCGUGAUAGCAAGUUGCCCGAUGUGGAAUUCGAUAGCUGUGAUGCAGAUGAAGAGUACAUGCCUGAAGGGGCCGAGGUGGGAACGACACAAGGGGAUGACGGUCGACGGAGAGAACGGAUAUGUCGUUCCCGAGGGACCUGGCGUGGUUACCAUGAACAUCAUUCGUGAUAGGAUCGCCAAUGCUUUGUUUGCUGCGAGAGCGAGGUAGUUUAGCUAUGUCCAUGGCAUACAUUAUCACGUGAACCAUGUAUAUUUUGUGUUAUACUAUGGAACGAAGGUCUUUAUUUCUAUGUAAACAAUAAUUAGAAUCAAAAUUAAUUUUUUCUUUGUCGAUUUACGAUCAAUUCGCAUAUAAACAGUCUUCAGAUAAUUACAAAAGCAAAAGUAGUUGUCGUAACCAAACACGCUUUCUGCUUUUCCACGGCAAGAAAAGCAAAGCAGCUUUCUCCGAAAGCUUUCGCCGCCAGCCGUCGCUCCCGCUGGUAUUCUUCCAGUCCAGUAACUACGGCCACGACACCAUCAACGUCCAUGGCGCGGUCGACGCCUUGGACAUGCGGCCAACCCCCGCCGUGCGCCGGCCCGUCCUCGGGUUCAAAGACUACUCCCCACGCCGUGGCUUCACCAUCCACGCCUCCUGCGACGGCCUCCUCCUCCUGUCCCUCGGGAACCACCGCUUCUACCUCUGCAACCCGGCCACGCGCCAGUCGUGCGCGCUCCCGGAUCUCACCGGCUGCAAUGUCGCCGCUCUGUACCCUCACCGCCCCUCCGGCGAGUACCGCGUCCUCUACUCCAAGCACUCAGGGCGCAGCAGCGACGAUAGAGUCUACCACGUCCUCACGGUAUCCUCCUCCGGGGGACCGAGGUGCAUCGGGCUGCCUCUGGAGAACGCCCCGAGACACUGGUUUGUUCCUGCCUGCCAGCACCAGCCCGUCCUGCUACAUGACUGCCUGCACUGGCACCUUGGUAGGAAUUGCAGCGACUCCUUGGUUGGUAAGGUAGUAGUUUUCGACACAGUGCUUGAGUCAUUCAGGUUGAUGCAGUCUCCCAUAGCCAGCAGAUCGGUACAUUUGCUUCAGAUGGACGGUACACUUGGCAUCAGACAUAUAGAUCAUGCUGCCACGAUGACAGAAUUAUGGGUGCUGCGAGACUAUGAGAUGGAGGGAUGGUCAUUAAAGUACCGAGCUGAAUUGUGUGUGGCGGAUAUGAGGGAGCAUAUUACAGAUAGGUGCAUUUUAAGCAGGAAGGUUGUGUCUGAGAAUGGAGAUAUGCUGGUAACUGGCAGCCCUAGUUUGUCCUACCACCUGCUUCACUGUGAUAGCAACGGUAAGUUGCUGGAGAAAUACCAAUGGCAGGGUGUUGCUACAAGUGUUCUUGGGCUCUGUUUCAAAGAAAGCCUUAUAAGGCAUGCGUUCUUCCAGAGGAAAGAUGGCAGCCGUGUGAGGGUGCCGCGUUUUUUCCGAGGGCUAUAGGGAGCAUUGGCUCUCCUUGAUGGUCUCCAUGCUUACCUCCAGUUGAUUGUUUUGCACUAGCAAGGACCUGAAGUCGAUGAACGGAAGCUUGGAAAUAAACGAAUGAACGAACAAGUAAAUGGAACUGAAGAGAAGAAUGUCUAGAUGGUUAGCAGUUUGGUUCUGAAGGCAAAACUGAAGAGAAAAUGGUGGUAAUGGUUCUUCUUCAGGCUGCUGUGGCUCGAGCUUUCCAUGUUGUUUGAUGUAGCAGUUACUGAUAUGUGUUAGAAAACUUGACAUAGCAACAUGUUUUCCUUGCACAAAUUGUUGACUUUGUUCAAAUAUUUCUAACAUCUGUGAUGAAAAUUUAUUAGAAUUGUGCAAGAUCUUCAUUUUUCAUCAUCUCCCAACUGUGGUGGUAUUCUGCCACCUCAGAGUCAACCAAAUCUAACUAAGAUACAAGCUCUCAGCUCAACAUGUCUCAACCGAUAAAAACUGCCAAACAACAUCUCAA